CCGAAAGUGAAAGUAAAACAAUCCACAUUGGCGCCGCCACACUAGGAAGAGAAUGUACAGGAGGGUGUCUUCGGAUUAGGCAGAUUUAAGAGGAACCCAGCAAAAUUCAGCUCACACGUGACGUCGUGAAUUGGUCGCUCUCGCUUCCGCUGCAUCGUGUGUUCAAAGACAGACGAUGAGUCAAGUGUGGUGGUGUGGAUUCCUCCUUGUGCUGUUCGACCUCCUGCUGGGUUCUGCACUCUGGUGUGGACUACCGCUGCUCCAGACCUCCUGCUGCUCUGGUCUGACGGGCGUCUGGCUACUCUCUGCAGUCAGGGGGGCAGCUCUGUGGUUCUUCCUGUCAUCCCUGUCUGAAGGUCAAACUCCCCCAAUUCUUCGCCGACUCCUGUUGCUGUCAUGUCUGCUGCCUCCAGUCAUGGAGAGUGGACGGAUGUUGACCUACUCCCUGGACGAGCCGUACCCCGGUCCAUCCAUGAACCUGAGUGCCCUGCUGCUGUCCUCCGUCUCCUCGCUUCUGGCCUGUGCUCUAUGGGAGACAGUUCUGUGUGGACAGCAGAAGCAGCAGAGUCUCGACUCCAGACGACUGCUGACCAGGAUGCUCAAGUUCUUUCGAGAGGACACCUGUCUCCUGCUUGCUGCUGUCACGUCACUCAUCCUGGCAGUCGUCUGUGAGGCGCUCAUCCCGUUGUACCAGGGGAACGUGAUUGACAUCCUCAGAGGUGAUGAGCUUCACUCAACCUUUCACUUUGUCGUUGGAAAGUUGGCUGUGGCAGUUAUUGGAAGCGCCAUGUUUUCAGGCCUCAGAGGGGGGGCAUUCAAGUUAGCCCUGGCUCGACUGAACAAGAGGCUAAAGCACCUGCUGUUCCACUCGCUCCUCCAGCAGGAGGUGCGCUUCUUUGAGGAGAAUAAGCCAGGACAUCUUUCCAGCCGACUGCACUCAGACGUGGAUCGCAUGGGCCGCACUGUGGCUCUGAAUGCUAAUGCGAUGCUGCGGAGCAGUGUUAAGAGCUGCCUGAUGGUGGCGCUGAUGUUCACGCUGUCCGUGAAGCUUACAGUUCUCACCUGCAUAGAGGCCCCCCUGCUGGCCCUGAUGCAGAACAAAUACUACCUCAUUUCUAAGGAGCUGAAGGAGCAAAUGCAGGAGUGCCAGGCUCAUGCCCGAGAUGCUACCCUCCAGACACUGACUGGCAUUCAGACAGUUCGCAGUUUCAAUGCAGAGAAAGGAGAAAUCAAGAGGUACUCUGCAGCUUUGGACCAAAUACAUGUCAUCAAGAGACGCAUGGGAAUCAACAGAGCCGUCUUCCUCCUCGUGCGCAGGCUGGUCAGCCUGCUACUCAAUAUCCUGAUGCUGGUCCAAGCUAGCAGUCUGAUCUUGUCCGGUCAACUGACAAUUGGGAGCCUGGUGUCCUUCCUCCUCUACCAGAAGCCUUUGUCCAGGAGUCUGAGGGAACUGAUGUUCUCCUUUGGAGACACCAUGUCCACCACUGGAGUCAUUUCAAAGGUCUGCGGGUACCUGGACAGGUGCCCCAAGUGGGUGAAAGAAGGUGAUCUGGCUCCAGACCAGUUGGAGGGAAGAGUGCUUUUCCAAAAUGUCUCCUUCACUUACUCGGCAGCAGCCGAGGACAAUCUUGCAUUAAAGUCAGUGUCAUUUGAGCUGAAGCCUGGAAAGAUGACCGCUCUGGUCGGGCCCUCGGGUAGUGGAAAGACCUCCUGUGUGAGCCUCCUGACCCGGAUGUACGAUCCUCAGGAGGGACAGAUCCUUCUGGAUGGAGAACCUCUGCACCACUACCAGCACAAGUACUUGCACCAAAAGGUUGCUGUGGUCUCACAGAAUCCUACCCUCUUCUCUGCAUCGCUGCUCUACAACAUCAUGUAUGGUCUGAACCACAGCUCCACGGAGAUAAUGAAAUACACUGCCAAGAAGAUUCAUGCUGACAGUAUACUGCAACAGCUGGAAGAGGAAGAAGACAUUGAGAGACAAGGAGGAGAUGUUGGCGAUUGCGCUGGAAAGCUGUCAGACGGACAGAAGCAAAGCAUCGCCAUUAUCAGAGCCCUUGUUCGAGACCCGAAAAUUUUGAUCUUGGACGAGGCUACGAGCAAGCUGGACGUAAAUGCUCAACAUGUGGUCUUGAAGGAUAUUGUAUCCCGUGGCUUAACUCUGCUGGUGGUGGCCCAUCAGCUGAAGACAGUGGAGGAGGCUGAUCACAUCAUCUUCAUCGAAAAGGGUCAAGUGGUGGAAGAAGGGACACACCAGCAGCUGAUGGCGAAGGGAGGCCGCUAUCACCGCCUGAAGGAGGAGCUGUUUAACUGAAAAAAAAACCUGAAUUUCUCUUCCAUAAGAGGUGUUUCGCAAGAUCUGGACCCUCGGACCCUAGUUUCACGUGGUGUUCUUAGCUGGAUUGGUGUUUUAGAGGCGAGGUGCUGCCGUUUAGGAAUCUGUGGGAAACCAAAAGAGUAUCGCCUCACGGUCCCGAGGUGAAAUCCAGAGCCUUUCUGAGGUGUCUGGUCAAACACGUGCUUGUCACUCCGCAGCACCGUCUGCAGGCAGAACGCUCACAUCUAAAAGUCAUGAAUUGAAACGAUUUCUUUACUUCUAUAUUUACAUUUUUUCACUCUUUCUCUGAAGACGUUCAAUGACCACAACGCAAGUCCCUGUGCUGGAAGCAACCCAGUUCUACAUGUUGUAUUGUGAUGCAAAAGUUGUUGAAUAAACCACUGUUAUUAAA
Molecule: messenger RNA, 2726 nt
Organism: Synchiropus splendidus (mandarinfish)
Lineage: Eukaryota; Metazoa; Chordata; Actinopteri; Syngnathiformes; Callionymidae
Gene: tap2t
Product: transporter associated with antigen processing, subunit type t, teleost specific
Exons: 12
Coding region: 176-2311 (711 amino acids)
Biological process (GO): transmembrane transport
Cellular component (GO): membrane
Molecular function (GO): ATP hydrolysis activity; ATP binding; ABC-type oligopeptide transporter activity
Source: RefSeq, a predicted model, not a curated record